UGUUUGAGCUAUCUUAUUCGACUUCCCGUUCCAAACCACGUGUGUUGGCUGUGCUCGCUGCUUGGCAGUUCCUGCGUGUUGAUCUUGUUUGUUAGCUGAGACUGACAUGGCGAGCAAGGGGCACUGCAUCUCUUUCCAGGGGUGCAACUUUUUCAGGCAAAGAAUCGUGUUGUCCACGUUGAGUGGCAGACCGGUGAAAAUCAAGGGAAUCCGAGUAAAGGAUGAGAGCCCAGGGAUCAGGGAUUUUGAAGCAAGUUUCAUCAGAUUGAUGGAUAAAGUAACAAAUGGAUCAAGAAUCGCCAUAAAUGAAACAGGUACUUCUAUAUACUAUCAGCCUGGUCUACUGUUUGGUGGAGCAUUGGAACACGACUGUAAUGUACAGCGCUCUAUUGGCUACUACUUGGAAAGCCUCUUUUGCCUGGCUCCAUUUAUGAAGCACCCAUUAAAGAUCACCCUCCGAGGAGUCACCAAUGAUCAAGUUGAUCCCUCUGUGGAUUCGCUUAAAGCUACAGCCAUCCCAUUACUGAAAAAGUUUGGCAUAGAUGGUGAACACUUUGAGUUGAAAAUAGUCAAAAGAGGGGCUCCACCUGGUGGUGGUGGGGAAGUACUCUUCUCCUGUCCAAUAAGGAAAGUCAUAAGACCAAUUCAACUGACUGAUCCUGGUAAAAUCAAACGUAUCAGAGGUGUGGCAUACUCCGUAAGAGUCUCUCCACAAAUUGCUAACAGAAUAGUAGAGUCUGCCAGGAGUGUUCUAAACAGCUUCCUCCCAGAUAUCUACAUCUACACGGAUCACCUUAAGGGAGCCAAUUCUGGGAAGUCACCUGGCUUUGGGCUGUCCCUGGUGGCAGAAACUACAGAAGGUUGUUUUCUAAGUGCUGAACUUGCAUCAAACCCUCAAGGUCAAGGUGGCAUCGUUCUUCCUGAAGACCUAGGAAAGAAUUGUGCAAAACUGCUUUUGGAAGAAAUUUAUAGAGGAGGCUGCGUAGAUUCAACCAAUCAAAGCUUAGCCCUCCUCCUUAUGACUCUUGGACAGCAGGAUGUUUCCAAAGUCUUGCUUGGACCUUUGUCUCCAUAUACGAUUGAGUUUUUGCGGCAUUUGAGGAGUUUUUUCCAGAUAAUGUUUAAAAUAGAAAGUAAGACCUUUGAAGACGAACGAAAAGGUGCUGAAAAAGUGUUACUAACCUGCGUUGGAGUAGGAUUUUCAAACCUCAGCAAGACUAUAAAAUAAUUUACAAAAACUGCUGCUAAUUUCCUUUUUUCCCUUAGUCAACAUGACCAACAGUUGUGUUAGGUUCUACAAUCAAAUUUCCUGAAAGGAUCGUGGUGCACAUUGGCAUGCACUGAGUGGUACAGAAAACUACACGCUGGACUGUUUUUAUUUGUUGUUUUUUUGUAAGUGGGGGGAAAAAACCUUUAGGGGUUUGUAAGUAGGGAUUGUAAUAAUUAAAAACCCUUUGCUAUC
Bombina bombina (fire-bellied toad) is the source of this 1462-nucleotide messenger RNA. RefSeq names its product RNA terminal phosphate cyclase like 1 (gene RCL1). The coding region runs from base 107 to 1228 and encodes 373 amino acids. NCBI's taxonomy places the organism in Eukaryota, Metazoa, Chordata, Amphibia, Anura, Bombinatoridae. Gene Ontology annotation, biological process: endonucleolytic cleavage of tricistronic rRNA transcript (SSU-rRNA, 5.8S rRNA, LSU-rRNA); ribosome biogenesis. The record is from RefSeq and is a predicted model, not a curated record. Gene Ontology annotation, molecular function: RNA endonuclease activity. Gene Ontology annotation, cellular component: nucleolus. The transcript has 9 exons.